AUGAGCUGCGGAGACCUUUUCCAGGUGUUCAGUACACGGGCCAUCAUGCCCCGAGCCACGCCCGUGGACCUGGCCAUGCGGCUCUGCCUGAGCCAUACCCCGCCCAUCCGCAAGCUGCUGGAUUCUUACGAGGAGCUCCGGGAGGGCCUGGGCCACCAACCUUUGCGCCCUUGCCUGAACAACCGGCUCUGCACCGAUCCCGAGAGGCCAGAGACCGCCAAGGGCUGCCGCGGCAAGAAAAAGAAGAAGGUGGUCUUUGCCGACAUGAAAGGCUUCUCGCUGACGGCCGUCCGUAUCUUCUCCAAGAUCGAGGAAGACCUGUGCGAUCUUCACCAGGCUCUGUCUCACCUGACCAGCUUCCGGAACAAGCUGCGGAGUCCCCGUCCAGAGACGAGAAGGUACGCGCUGGACUUCCCCCAACCUUCAACCGACUACAUUGCUUUCCGCGGCCGCCUGCAAAGCGCGUUUGUGUCCUUGGAGAACUGCCUGAUCCAAGAGAAGUCCAUUUCGGGCACCGUCAAGGUCCGGAACAUCGGUUAUGAGAAGAAAGUCUACAUCCGCGUCACCUUUGACAGCUGGAGGAGCUUCCGUGACAUCGCUUGCCAGUACAUGCCCAGCACGUACGGAUACACCGACACGGAUGUGUUCUCCUUCGAGGUGGCCCUCCCGAAAGCGCCAGCUCCUGGCGGGACCGUUGAAUUCUGCGUCUCCUUUCACUGCGGCCAGAAAGUCUAUUGGGACAACAACCACGGGAAGAAUUACAGAAUACGGCCAGUGAUGGGCCCUUCGCCUCCCGGCGCACUUUCCCGUCUGGCAAAGAGCACCGUCAUGGCCAGGGAGCCGUUGGGCACCUCUCAAGCCGCGGCUCUGGUCCUUUCCCGCUGGCAGACCUGGCGGCGUUCAGAGAGCCAAGCGUACUGGUAG
This is a messenger RNA of Elgaria multicarinata webbii, 924 nucleotides long. Its product is annotated as protein phosphatase 1 regulatory subunit 3C-like. The transcript is spliced from 2 exons. Gene Ontology annotation, biological process: regulation of glycogen biosynthetic process. The record is from RefSeq and is a predicted model, not a curated record. Gene Ontology annotation, cellular component: protein phosphatase type 1 complex. Bases 1 to 924 code for a protein of 307 amino acids. Gene Ontology annotation, molecular function: protein phosphatase 1 binding; glycogen binding. Lineage: Eukaryota; Metazoa; Chordata; Lepidosauria; Squamata; Anguidae.